This is a messenger RNA of Eimeria mitis, 264 nucleotides long. RefSeq lists its product as uncharacterized. NCBI's taxonomy places the organism in Eukaryota, Apicomplexa, Conoidasida, Eucoccidiorida, Eimeriidae. The transcript has a single exon. The record is from RefSeq and is a predicted model, not a curated record. The coding region runs from base 1 to 264 and encodes 87 amino acids.
AUGCACUUUGUCUUCUGCUGCCUCCCCGAUGAGUUGUUAUGUGUGAGUAGCAGCAGUAAGCAGCAGCAGCAGCAGCAGCAGCAGCAACAGCAAGCAGCAACUGCAGCAGCAGCAGACAGUAGUAGCACCGAUAGCAGCAGCACCACUACAGAGAAGAACAGCAGGAGAGCCACCAGCAGCAGCACCAUUAAAGAGAAGCAGCAGCAACAGCAGCAACAAUACAGACAGCAGCAGCAGCAACAGAGGCAGCAGCAGCAACAGUAG